Messenger RNA from Chenopodium quinoa (quinoa), 2159 nucleotides. Its product is annotated as protein SHI RELATED SEQUENCE 1-like. NCBI's taxonomy places the organism in Eukaryota, Viridiplantae, Streptophyta, Magnoliopsida, Caryophyllales, Amaranthaceae. Gene Ontology annotation, cellular component: nucleus. Gene Ontology annotation, biological process: positive regulation of DNA-templated transcription. The transcript is spliced from 2 exons. Gene Ontology annotation, molecular function: DNA binding; DNA-binding transcription factor activity. The record is from RefSeq and is a predicted model, not a curated record. The coding region runs from base 586 to 1857 and encodes 423 amino acids.
AACUAGAGAGUAUAAUAACUUGACACAGCUGAGAAAAAGUAGAGCGGGUUUUUCGGUGCAAGGACGAAUUAGACCCAAAAGCUGAUUCCCUGCCACGUGGAACAACUCUAACCAUCCGAUUCAUCAUCCAACGGCCAACAUCCAUUAUUUCAAUGACGAGAUUCAUGGCACUGCUAGAUUAACUGUAGAGAAUUGGCAAUAGUAAAGAGCAACUCAUUUUAGGAGAGAGAAAAUCAUAUCAAACCCAAAAAAUAAAAACCCACUUCUCAUUUUCUUACAACAACACAAAACCAAAAACCCAAAACAACUCAGAGAAAUUCAGUGUUUUCAGUUUUCUGUUUUCCUUUCUUUGUUGCUGUUGUUGUCAAAAAAUUGGUUCAGAGGUAAGAAAGAAAAAUGAACAACGUUGCUGCUUCUGUUUGGCGGCGUUGCAGUUUUUGCUUUUAUUACAACUGAUUUCAUGAGAGAAAUAAUAUAAAUUCUUUUUAAUUUUUAUUUUUUUUUAUUUUAACCUAAGAAAAAAUAUUUUUGUUUUUAUUUUGGUUUUGAAUUGGAAAUUUUUGAGAUGAAUCUGAUGAGAAUAAUAUGGCUGCUUUUUUCUCAUUAGGAACACCGGGGAGCGGUAGUUCACAAAACCCGCAAAAUAAUAAUAAUAAUAAUAAUAAUACUCCCUCCGCUAAUUCUGAAAAUCAAAUUCAGAAUUCCUGGUUUCCGAAUAAUAAUAGUAAUAAUAAUAAUAAUAAUAAUAAUAAUAAUAAUAAUAAUCCGGGUUUAAUACUUUAUUCUCGGAAUAAUAGUAAUAGUAAUAAUAAUAAUAACAGUGAGGAGAUCUACCCAAAAGGUAGUUUUGAGAUAUGGCAACAAUACGUGCAGGUCCACCAUCAUCACCAUGUACCAAAGCUACACCUUCAUCAAGAUUAUCACCACCAUCAUCAUCAUCAACAGCAUGUUUUUCUAGGGGAAUCACAGCCGUCCAUGGUGGUAGGCCCGUCUUCGGCCGCGACUACUAGUCGUAGGAUCUUUGGCAUUGAUGAGUACACCGAUCACAACAGCAGCAAUAACAACAACAAUACGGUCGUAUCUAGUGGUAGUGGUAGAUCCUCGGGUUUUAGGCAAUUAGGUGGUAGUGUUGGGGGUAUGAAUUGUCAAGAUUGUGGUAACCAAGCAAAAAAAGAUUGUGUUCAUUUUAGGUGUAGGACUUGUUGUAAGAGUCGUGGGUUUGAUUGUCCUACUCACGUUAAGAGUACGUGGGUCCCUGCCGCUAAGCGCCGUGAGCGCCAGCAGCAGUUAACCGUGCUACAACAACAACAGCAGCAACAACCGCAGCAGCAGCAGACUCAACAAAUGAUGAGAUCAUCUGUUGGAAUUGGAGGUGAAAAGAGGACGCGAGAAAACCGGAGUAAUUCUCGCGUCCUCACUGCCGCUAAUACUACGGCAGGGUUGGAAGUGGGUAAUUUUCCACCGGAAGUUAACUCUCCAGCGGUUUUCCGAUGCGUUCGGGUGAGUCCAAUGGAUGAUCCAGACGAACAAUUUGCGUAUCAAACAGCAGUAAACAUAGGAGGGCAUCUCUUCAAGGGGAUCCUCUACGAUCAAGGUCCCGAAACACGCUAUGGAGGUGGUGAAAGCUCCUCCGGGGGUAGGUCUCAACAACACAGUCUUAUGUUAACCGCGGCUACUACCACUACUGACCUAAUGGGUACGGUUGGUAGUGGUAGUACUAAUAAUAACACGACAACAGCUACUGCAACAGCUAGUUUACUUGACCCGAUGGGUACGAAUAAUAACUCGUCCAUAUAUCCAACUCCUAUCAAUGCUUUCCUAGCUGGUACGCAAUUUUUCCCACCCCCAAGAUCUUGAUUAUCCAAAUUUCCUACACACAUUCUCUCAAUCUAACUAGCUAAUCCAUCAUUUGAUGAUGAGCAAAAAAAAAUGUGGAAAAAAAAUUGUAAUGUUCUAGGAGAUUUUAUUUGUCAAUUUGGUCAUUGGGAACUUGGCAAGGUCUAGCUAGUCUUACAAAAGAAGUGUUUUUUUUUUUUUUUUUUUAUUAUUUCUUAUCUUUAAUUAGGUGAUUUUCUAAUAUUAUUAUUAUUGGAUAUUGUUUAGGUAUGAUGAUGAAUUGAUGAUGAUCAUCAUCAUGUUAAUUAUUCACUAUGACAUUG